Messenger RNA from Mytilus californianus (California mussel), 1894 nucleotides. RefSeq names its product neuronal acetylcholine receptor subunit alpha-10-like. The record is from RefSeq and is a predicted model, not a curated record. Gene Ontology annotation, biological process: chemical synaptic transmission; regulation of membrane potential; nervous system process. Gene Ontology annotation, molecular function: acetylcholine-gated monoatomic cation-selective channel activity; transmembrane signaling receptor activity. Gene Ontology annotation, cellular component: neuron projection; synapse; postsynaptic membrane. The transcript is spliced from 7 exons. The coding region runs from base 426 to 1649 and encodes 407 amino acids. Lineage: Eukaryota; Metazoa; Mollusca; Bivalvia; Mytilida; Mytilidae.
ACAGAUUUGAUCAUAUUCAGAAUCAAAGACAAAUGUAUUAUAACUUUUGCAUUAAAACAAAUAACCAUUUUAUAAAGACUAGAUCAUAUCUACAAAUUCAUUAAAUACAUUUGUAUGUCGCAAAUGUUGCAGAUCAAUAAAUCUAUUCUAAAAAAGGAGUGCUAAACUUUGAUCUCUGACUUGUAUCUAAACGAUUAUCAAAAGAAAUGAAUUACCGAAAAAGAUUACGUCAGAGAAAUGUCAAGUAGUCUGUUUAAUUGAUUGCAGAGGUCGUGCAUGCACAUUUUUUCAAAAUUGAAUAUUACACAGCUUAUUAAAGUAUAAGUAACAUAUUUAGAGUUUGCCGUUCAUUCCAUACACUUUUAAAGUAAUUGCAAAGUUGUUGAUUGUAAAAGCUUGUAUUUUAAGACUGUAUUCACAGACGUAUGGAUUUAAAAAUCAAUUUUCUCCUAAUAAUUGUGUGGCAUGCAUUUCUUGUAGAUGUUGAAUGUUUAAGCACCACAAAACAGAUAUAUGAUGCCAUAUUUACUGGUUAUGACAAUGGACUAAGACCAGUAUGUGGAGGAGCGACACUAGUUAAUCUAUCAAUUGGUGUAGCAGUUCGACAACUGAUAGAUCUGGAUGAACCAAAUCAGGUGAUGAAGAUAAACUUGUGGAUCCGAUUGAAAUGGACAGACUGUUUGUUGCAAUGGAAUUCAAGUGAAUAUAAUAAUACAGGCUAUAUAGUUGUACCAAUAUCAAAGAUUUGGACACCGGAUUUAACCCUUUAUGACAGUCUUGAUUCGGAAAUGAAUGGCAUGGAUAAGAACAGAGCUUCAAUCUACUCAGAUGGCUCCGUUUAUUAUAAUUUUCCAACUCUUAUUGAAGUGAUUUGUCCGAUUGACGUAACUAGCUUUCCGUUUGACACUCAAGUUUGUGCAUUGUUAUUCGGUUCAUGGGUGUACCAUGGAAAUCAACUGGAUAUGCAAGCAAGAGACAACCCAAGUGAUUUAUCCUCUAUGAAAACAAAUGUAGAAUGGGUCAUCCAAAAAAUUGUAGUUGAAAGGCAUGAGGUAGUAUACGGAUGCUGUCCGGAUCCGUAUCCAGAUGUUACAUUUUAUAUUCACGUAGAACGUAAACCAGCAUAUUACAUAACGAAUAUAAUAAUACCGUCUAUAAUGAUUACAUCAUUAGGUAUUCUCUGCUAUUUCCUCCCUGUGGACUCCGGAGAAAAGGCUUCGUUAAUAAUCACAGUGAUGUUGGCAAUGUCAGUAUUUCAGUUACUUGUUGCAGAUAAGCUCCCACCAUCAGCCGAUUCUACACCUUGGAUAAUGUUCUUUUUCAACUUUAUACUGGGACUGUCUGCUGUUUCAACUACGGUCCAGGUAUUUGUUAUCAAUAUCUACUACCGCGGGGAAAAAGAGAUGCCCCAAUGGAUUAAAAGGGGCAUCCUCGUACCAUUAUGCUUUAUGACGUUUGUUAACAUUCCUGGUAAUCGUCCAUCAAUCUGUGGUAAAGAGAAAAAAGUUGGGGAUUUAAUCAAGGACGUCGAGCAGAGUACAAAUACGGAGCUCUGGCAGUUUUUGUCUGUAGCCAUUGACAGACUUGGACUAGUAUUAUUUACGAUUACCUUAAUAGCCGGAAGUUCUUAUGUUUGGUCGGCUAAAUAACUGGUACUUUAUAAUGAAAAUGAAAUAUUUCGUGAGACACCUUAAAUCUAUAUUUUGAUGAUAAGAAGCAUGCAAAUUGCGGUUUGAUUUUAUUCAGUUUUAUAAGGACAGUGCGUUGUUCUACGGGUCUCAUUUACUAUUCACAUCAUGACAAAAUUUUAAUAAAAACUUUCUAAUGUCAUUGUAAUGAAAAAGUUUUUAUUGAUCGGUGUUUAAAAAUAUCAAAAUAAAAAUAGCUAUAUUCA